ACUUGCUAGUUGCUCUGUGCAUUAAUCAAUGAUUCUGUAAUUGACGUUUGCCAUUUGCGCAGCCGGCAUCAUAAUCUUUUUUCAUUCCUUGUACGCUGUGGUAACUAGGUACCUAGGUACUUAAUCUGUGAUUGCCUGUUGCGCUGUUUGCUGCGGUACGUGCGCUGGUAUAUCAUUUAGCUCAACUUGAUCUGUCCAUACUCCAUAUCAUCAUGAGUGUCGUUUGUGAAGGAAACGUUUGCCGUUUAGUGUUUCCAAUUGAUCAUUGGACUCAGGCCAUCAUGCAGGAUGAAUUGAAGUUUGCCGUUGUUUGUUCAUCCAACAUGAAUCGUAGUAUGGAGGCUCACGCCGUCCUGAGCCGCAGAGGUUAUCAAGUUAAAUCUUUUGGGACUGGAGACAAGGUAAAACUACCGGGUAGAGGGAACAAACCAAAUUGCUACGAAUUUGGCGUUUCCUACAAGGACAUAUAUAACGACCUUCUUGAAAAAGAUAAAGAAUAUUAUGAGAAGAACUCCGUUUUGAAUAUGCUCAUGAGAAACAAGACUCUAAAACCCUGUCCAGAGAGAUUCCAAGAUUCUACUGAUAGAUUUGAUAUUAUUAUAACUUGCGAGAAACGAGUUUUUGAUCAGGUCGUCGAGUGGUUUGUCUUAAAGAAACCUGAACAAAACAAACCCGUCAAUAUCAUAAAUAUUGAUAUUAAAGACAAUCUUGAGGAAGCUACUUUGGGAUCUUAUCUCAUCCUUGACCUUGCCACAAAACUAACUGAGAGCUCAGAUUACAAAAAGGAACUACAUUCUAUUCUUAAGGCUUUUCAAAGGAAAUGCAGGAAACAUGUAUCGGAUUGUAUCAUGUUUUAUUAGAUGCACUGUCAUGCCGGAAAGAUCUUUUUAGUUGCUUUUCUCAUAUUUUUGUUUAUGUAUAGCAUACAUUUUUAUUUAUCUAUUCUAGUCUUGAUAUCUAUUUACUGUUUGAUCUCAAAAAGCCACAUAUCAACUCUAAGAA
Colias croceus (clouded yellow) is the source of this 1002-nucleotide messenger RNA. RefSeq names its product RNA polymerase II subunit A C-terminal domain phosphatase SSU72-like. Gene Ontology annotation, cellular component: nucleus; mRNA cleavage and polyadenylation specificity factor complex. Lineage: Eukaryota; Metazoa; Arthropoda; Insecta; Lepidoptera; Pieridae. The coding region runs from base 213 to 860 and encodes 215 amino acids. Gene Ontology annotation, biological process: termination of RNA polymerase II transcription. The record is from RefSeq and is a predicted model, not a curated record. Gene Ontology annotation, molecular function: RNA polymerase II CTD heptapeptide repeat phosphatase activity. The transcript is spliced from 2 exons.